Molecule: messenger RNA, 1299 nt
Organism: Menidia menidia (Atlantic silverside)
Lineage: Eukaryota; Metazoa; Chordata; Actinopteri; Atheriniformes; Atherinopsidae
Source: the annotation of a GenBank genome assembly
AUGCCAUCCAGAAACCAUCUGGACAAGAUAGGACGGAAGAAAAAGAAAAAAUGGACAGAGGAUGCCAUGGAGCGUGCACUGAUAGAAGUGAAGUCUGGAAGGAGCACAGUGAGACAGGCUGCCAAGGAGUUUGGAGUGCCGAAGUCCUCCCUUGGCGACCGAGUGAGCGGGCGGGUGACACCAGGGAGUCGCAGUGGGCCAGCUCAGCUUAUAGCAUCUGCUGAUGAGGAGCUGCUGGUAGAGUUCUCCUUGUACAUGUCUAAGCAUGGAUUCCCACUUACCAAGCAGCAGGUGGUGUCCUUUGCAACAUCGAUUUAUAAGCGGCAGAACCAGAGGAUGGUGUUCUGCAAACUGGGCCAGACGUGGUGGCUCAACUUUAGAAAACGGCAAGAAAACAACAUCACAAUCCAGCCCACAGAGAACGCAGUCCGCGGGAGGACGGUAUGCGUGAGAAAGGAAGCGGUGGAUCAGUUUUUCUGUCUGUUCAGCACUCUCCUGGACAAACAUGGGCUCAGAGACAAGCCUCACCAAAUCUAUAACUGCAAUGAGACGGGGUUUCAGCUGGGCAGGAAGAGGGUGGCUCUUCCCAAGUCUGGCAGUCCGGGCUGCAAGCCAGCGCCAGGCUCCAGGGACCACAUCUCUGUCCUGGCUUGCUUUAGUGCAGCUGGAGAGGACAUUCCUCCAUCUAUCAUCUACUCGAAAGCCUAUCCGGGGGGGGUGUGUUACAAGACGCAAGGGCCGCCAAAUGCCCGCUACGGGUGGUCGGACUCGGGCUGUAUAAACUCUGACCUCUUUAAGAAGUGGUUCCUAAAACAUUUUCUCUGUCACGCGCCAAAGGUUCGUCCUCUGCUGCUGAUCUUCGACGGCCACAAGGCGCCCGUGAGCCUGGAGGUGGUGGAGUCGGCCCGCAAAGACGACGUCAUUCUCCUGUGCCUUCCGCCUCAUUGCUCCCACAUCCUGCAGCCUCUUGACGCCGGCCCCUUUCAGGUCCUGAAGCAGCGCUUCGCGUCGCUCGUAGGGGAUCAGGGCUGUGCCGCUGACGCCCAAUAUGCAAUCAGCAAGAAAGAGUUCUCAGGUGUGUUUAAAAGAGCAUACGAGGCAGUAAAGGAAGAGGACGGCGUCCGGAUUGUGAAGGAAGGCUUCAGGAAAUGCGGCAUCUACCCGCUAAACCACUCUGUCGUUGAUGAUGGUCACUUGCUGCCAUCCCAUGGCAGCAGCGCCUCGGCCGGAGGCUCCCUGAUGCCAGCACAAAGGAUAAACUCUGUAGAGGAGCUCGCAGCUGCCGGACCCUCAACCUAG